AUGCUGCCAGUGUACCAUCGCCGCGGUGGUGGUGGUGGUGGAGGGGGUGCUGAUCAGUCCUCGCUGUCGCCAGGCGCGCCGCCCUCCAACGGCACUCCCGGCUACCACAAUGGCUUCAGUCAUGGCUACAACAAUGGCUACGUGCAGAGCGGCUUUGACGAGAUCACGCUCGACAGCGGGAGCGACUCGCGCUACGGCGCCGGGCGCUACACUUCUGCUUCUGCUGCUGCUGCCUCUGCGUCGGACGCGUCGUCGUACGGCAAUGGACACGGCUAUCAUUCGUCAUCAUCUGCUCCGGAUGCGUUUGCCGGCUCUGGGUCUGGAUCCGGGUCUGGCUAUGGCUAUGGAUCUGCUGGCGGCGCGCGGUCGUACGGAGUCAGCAAGGCGUCGUCCGCGUCCAUGUUUGACGCGCUGCUGGGUCGUCUCAAGCUCAAGAAGCGUGUUGCUCAUCUGACACGCGUGUACGACAAGAGCGGCGCGAUCGGCGUCUUCAACCAGAGCUCGAGCUCGCAGCGUCGACGCUUGCUCGUGCUGUUGCUGAUCUGCUUUGCCGUCGUGGCACUGCUGGCUCUGUCAACUGGCUCAGGCAGCAGCAGCAGCAGCAGCAGCAGCAGCAGCAGCAGCAGUAGCGAUGAUGGGGAUGCAAUUCACAUCAAGAAUGGCCGAAUCAAGGCCGAGCCGGUGAAAGCAGAGCCAGAGCCACCGCCGCCACCGCCUGCGCAAGAGGAACCUGCAGUGAAACCUGCAGAGGAGCCUGCAGAGGAGCUGGACGAUGAACAGCAGAUGCAAGCUCAUCUUGAGCGAGAAAGGUUGGCGGAGGAGAAGCGAAUCAACGACGAAAUGGAGCGCCUGCUCAAUCUCAAGCAGGAGCACGACCAGCGAAAGCAACAAUACCUGGACCAGAUCAAUGCCAAUGCUCGGAUACAAGCAGCGGCGCAGCUCGAGUACCAAAAGCUCAAGCAGGCUGGUCUCAGGCUGACUCCCGAGGAACGCGCACGACAGGAGCGUGAGCGACAAGCUGCGCUCGCCAACAAGAAAAAAGCAGCGGCGGAUCGCGCAGCCAAGAUUGAGACUCACCGCACUGCCGUCACGCAAGCGUUUGUUCAUGCGUGGACUGGCUAUGAGACUCACGCCUGGGGUCACGAUGAGAUUCGACCUGUUACGAAUGCGACGAACGACAGCUGGAACGGCUGGGGUGUCACAAUGAUUGAUGGGCUGGACACUGCCAUGUUGAUGGGGCUGGAAUCUGUCGUUCUGAAGGCUCGCAAACACAUUGCUGCCCUGCACUUCACCGACGACAAGAGCGUAUCGUUCUUUGAGACGACCAUCCGCUAUGUGGGUGGUCUGCUGAGUGCGUACGAGUUGAGCAUGGAUGGAAUCUAUCUGCUGAAAGCCGUAGAGCUGGCCAACCGCUUGAUGCCUGCCCUCGAGACCAAGACAGGCCUGCCGUAUCACGAGGUCAAUGUCAAGACGGGCGUGUCGAAAAACCCAGAGUGGACGCGGGGCAACUCUCUGCUUGCUGAAGUCGGUAGUUUCCAGCUCGAGUUCAAGUAUCUGUCCGCGCACUCCAAAACACCCAUCUACGGCGAUAAGGCCCAGGCUGCCAUGGAUGCGAUUGCGGCGCAGCCUCUUGAAGUCAGCGGCCUGUAUCCUCUGCUCAUUCAUCCCCAAACGGGACUGUUCUCUGGCAACGACAUUUCGUUUGGCGCUCUCGCGGACAGCUUCUACGAGUACCUUCUCAAGCAAGCUCUACUGUUUAGGGGUCACCCGCGCGAAGUGCAGCACCGUCGUAUGUAUGACGAGGCCGUCGUCGCGCUCAAACAACACUUGCUCUUCCGCUCCGCGGCCACCAAGCUCCUGUAUGUCGCCGAUCGCCGAAACAAUGUCGCUGUUCAUGAAAUGGGGCAUCUGUCUUGCUACCUGCCUGGGCUGCUCGCACUCGGUGCCGAGGGCGGUCCCAACCCUGACGAAGAUUUGGCGCUGGCGGCAGAUCUGGCGUACACUUGCGCCCGCCUCUACUUGGAGUCGCCGUCUGGCAUUGGUCCAGAAACCGUUGCCUUUGAUGGCAAAACGUCUGAAAAAUGGCAGCCCCUCACGCUUGCCGAGCAGGCUACGUUGCAGCUUCAGCUCGAAGACGAGCGCUUGAGUGCCGAUAGAACCGCCGAUACCGACCGUGGCUAUUCCGUCCGAUCUGCCAACUACCUGUUGCGGCCCGAAACGAUCGAGAGCUUGUUCGUGCUCUUCCGUCUCACGGGCAAUCCCGUGUACCAGGACUGGGGGUGGGCCAUUUUCGAAGCGAUCGAGCGUCACUGCCGCACCCCAAGUGCCUACUCUGGUCUCGAGAAUGUCAAUUCCCCAAAUCCCAAGCAAAACAACUCUAUGCAGAGCUUCUUCUUGGCUGAGACGCUCAAGUACCUCUUUUUGCUGUUUAGCCCUCGAGACGUACUACCAUUGGACGAGUAUGUCUUCAACACCGAAGCGCAUCCGCUCCGCAUCGCCCCGUAUGUCUCUGGAUGA
This is a messenger RNA of Capsaspora owczarzaki ATCC 30864, 2517 nucleotides long. RefSeq names its product mannosidase. Gene Ontology annotation, cellular component: Golgi membrane; endoplasmic reticulum. Bases 1 to 2517 code for a protein of 838 amino acids. The record is from RefSeq and is a predicted model, not a curated record. The transcript is spliced from 4 exons. Gene Ontology annotation, molecular function: mannosyl-oligosaccharide 1,2-alpha-mannosidase activity; calcium ion binding. Gene Ontology annotation, biological process: N-glycan processing; carbohydrate metabolic process. NCBI's taxonomy places the organism in Eukaryota, Filasterea, Ministeriida, Capsasporidae.